Molecule: messenger RNA, 675 nt
Organism: Penicillium cinerascens
Lineage: Eukaryota; Fungi; Ascomycota; Eurotiomycetes; Eurotiales; Aspergillaceae
Exons: 2
Coding region: 1-675 (224 amino acids)
Molecular function (GO): oxidoreductase activity, acting on paired donors, with incorporation or reduction of molecular oxygen; heme binding; monooxygenase activity
Source: RefSeq, a predicted model, not a curated record
AUGACGUUAGUCGUUUGCUUCCUGCUCGGUAGUGUCCUGGCCUACGGCUUGGUCUCUCUCGUCUAUCGUCUUCAUGUUCACCCACUCAGCAAAUUCCCGGGGCCCCGCUUGGCCGCUGUGACCGGUCUGUAUGAGAUAUACUUUUCGGUCUGGGGUCUUAGCUCGUUCGAUGACGAAAUUGAGCGAAUGCAUCAGGAAUACGGCCCCGUCGUUCGCAUUACUCCCGACGAGAUCCACGUCUUGGACCAGCUUUACAACACCAACUACGUCAACCGCUGGGUCAAAGGUAGUCAGAGUCUGGACUCCGGAUCUCACCAAUCGGGUAGAAUCUCUAUGAGCUUCCAAAUUCGGAAGCGAUCGAUGUCGAGAGUUCGAUCGAUCCUUCAAGUGGAGAUCCAUCAGAUCAUCCGAGGCCUUGUGCGAAAACACCAUGUCCACAAGCUGUUUAGCUCCAGCAUGCGGCCGUUUCCCCCCACUUUAAGCCCGCUCAUGAUUCGCGUUGAUCCCCCGAGAGGGAGCGACCUGGAAGAUGGACCCCAAAGUGCGCGCUCGUUCCCCAGACCUCGGCUUUUCGGGGUAGCAGAGGGGAACGUAGGGCCGUGGAAGCCGAAAGUCAAUGAACAAGGACUGUCGGCGAUGCGGUCGGGUCACGUCGCCGAUUGCCGUUUCGAGUGA